Messenger RNA from Lingula anatina, 2302 nucleotides. RefSeq names its product complex I intermediate-associated protein 30, mitochondrial. NCBI's taxonomy places the organism in Eukaryota, Metazoa, Brachiopoda, Lingulata, Lingulida, Lingulidae. Gene Ontology annotation, biological process: mitochondrial electron transport, NADH to ubiquinone; mitochondrial respiratory chain complex I assembly. Gene Ontology annotation, cellular component: mitochondrion. The record is from RefSeq and is a predicted model, not a curated record.
GUAAAUGUGUUUUCGCAGCCAGUGACCUUACAGUAUCCCAGCUUGGACAGGUCUUCUGAUAGAGAAACCAUGAGACAUUUCCUUACUCCACAUGUGGCCUAACAAGUGCUGUGUUGAGUUGCCUGAAAGAGACCAUGUCUGCAUAUUGGCAUUAUACACAAUGCUAAUGGCACGUCCACUGACAGCUGUUCUACACUCUGGGAACAAUAUACUAAAGACCAAUGGUAUUCAGAGACUUCAGACAUGUGUGAUUUCCAAAAGAUACAAAAGGCAGUCGGUCCUCCAUCAUAAAAAAAAACCACCAUCUUAUUAUGUAGGCAUACCAACUACAGAUGAAGUUAUAGAAAACUUUCCACAACACCUUAAGAUGUGGGGAAAAAAAUUACGCAAUAAUCCCUUGUCUCUCCUUUCGCCUAUUAGCCAAGAAAUCAGCCAACAAGUCCGCCAUGGUGAUCUUCGUAUUGUAUGGAAGUUUAAGGGGGAAGAUAGUCUUAAUGACUGGAUUCUGAGCACAGACAAGCAAGAAAAUCUUGGAUUUUCUGAGGCAGAACUUGUCUUAACAAAAAACAAUCAUGGACAUUUCCGAGGAACCCUUGCAACAACUAUUCAGAAUAGAGAAUUGCAAGAGAGAGCAGGAUAUUGUUCAUUAAUUAACAAGAGGAGAUGGGAAUCUUUUGGACGACGAGCCCCUUUUGAUUGGUCAGACUACACACAUCUUGUUAUCCGUUGCCGUGGCGAUGGGAGAGUGUAUGGAAUUGGGCUUGGGCGUGAUGAACAGUUUAACCUCAACUUUUAUGACAUGCACAACUUCUUCUUGUACACAAGGGGUGGUCCUUAUUGGCAGACUAUCAAGAUCCCCUUUUCUAAGUUCUUCUUCACAAAUUCUGGGAUUAUAAAUGAUGUUCAACGUCCACUAGACCUCUCAAGAGUCGCAGUGUGUUCUAUAAUAAUAGCAGAUGGUACUGCUGGACCUUUCAGCCUAGAAUUGGACUAUAUUGGAGUGUACUGUGAUAAGGAACAUAAAGAGGUACAUGCUUAUGAAAUGUACAGAACUUCAAUGGGUGACCAUAGUUAACUACUGCCAUAUUUGACUGCUGUGCAGAAAAUUGUUUUUGUAGAUUCAACCUUCAAGAAAUGGACAAAAAAGUGCACAUUUACAAAUUUGAACUGUUGAUACUUUGUAUAAGAUUAUCCAUUUUAUUUGAAAAUAUGGUGUUACUCUAGCAAGUCAGAAAAAAAGCAAAAAAAUGACACCUGCUUCCAGUUUUAUGUCGAUUUCUUGAAGAGGGGAGUCUGAGUUGUUUUCAGUGUUUUUUGGAGUGUUUAAGAAGACAUGGUCAGAAGAAAAGACAUUUACAAGGGGGUUGAACUCCCAAGACAGAAGUCUGUUAAGUUCAUUGAUUUGACUGAUUUAAGUGUGCAUUGUAAGGCUCACCAAAUCAGUGCAUAAGUAAGCUCAGCACCUUUACUUUUAAGUAAAACCUUUAAAACCACACAAUGAACUUUGACCUAUAUUGGAGAAAUUCAAUUUCCUUAGAGAUUCGAAUGUUUUCACUUCAAUAACCAAGGUAUGCUAUAUCCAUAAUUGUUUGCAGAAUUAGUUUCUGUAAACUUCUUAUCCAGUGGCUCCCAUAACGGGGACAGAAACUGAACUUUACUUUUGAUGGUAAACAUUAGUAAUUAUUACUGGAAAAUGGGUUCAUAAUUUGUCAAUUUGUUAACAUUCUUGGAUAGGAUGUAAAUUGAUGAUAAAGGGAAAGUUGCUGGAAUUCCAGGAGUCUUAUUUUUCAUUUCAUUUUUAAUUUGUGCUGAAUUAAGGUGUUAAAAGCACUUAGCAUGCUUUAAGUGUCACAAGGAUGGAGUUCUCUUGUGAACAAAAAUAUGGAAUAAAAUUCUUCAUUUCUAUUUGCACUUUUACAUUAUCAAUGUGCAUAUCAAGAACUAGACCUCAUCUUCAACCAUUGUUUUUUUUUUUGUUUUUUUUUUUUUCUGAAAAAAAAUUAAUUUCUUCAAAAAGUCAACAGGUAUGGUGAAAAAUGUUGCAGAACAUCAAGCCAACAAACUAUAUCAGCUAUACACCUAAUAUUUAUUGUGAAUCGCUGCACAUUUUGGACUGCAUUAGUAAAUAAAUAUAACCAUUCAUUCUUAAAACCUUUCCAACCGAUAUUGUCUUUGUAUUUUAAUAAACAUAAAUGAAACUUCAAUCAUAUAGAGAUAUAUUUACACACUUAAAUGGUGUGUAUGCAUCCUCUGAAUUUCACACCCAGUGUACGUAUGUCAUUGGAUUUUAAUGAUUUAUGAU